Chrysoperla carnea is the source of this 2211-nucleotide messenger RNA. Its product is annotated as G protein-activated inward rectifier potassium channel 3-like. Gene Ontology annotation, molecular function: inward rectifier potassium channel activity. Gene Ontology annotation, cellular component: plasma membrane. The transcript has 7 exons. The record is from RefSeq and is a predicted model, not a curated record. The coding region runs from base 466 to 2118 and encodes 550 amino acids. Gene Ontology annotation, biological process: regulation of monoatomic ion transmembrane transport; potassium ion import across plasma membrane. Lineage: Eukaryota; Metazoa; Arthropoda; Insecta; Neuroptera; Chrysopidae.
AAUAUUUAUUCUUCCAUCAACAAAUUAGUAACACCAAACUUGAGUGUGUAACAUAAUUAAGAUCUGAUAAAUAGAAAAAUAAUAGAAUUUUUACAAAAAAAAAAGUAUUUGUGCCAAGAAAUUAGUUUCUAAAACGACAUAAAUUAUCGUAUUUUUUAUGUUCACAUGUGGUGUUAGUUUGAUUACUGAUAGAAGUUUUUAGAAGUGACAAUAAAUUUUGUGUUUGAAACUAUUUUCGGUGAAAGACAAUCAAAUAUGUGCGCGAAUUUUAUUAUUUUAAAAGAAAUUCAUUUAAAAUUCUCAAUUUUAAAUAUGUUAUUAAAAGUAUACUCAAAGUUUGUUUCUUGAUAAAGAAACCAAAUGCACUAUCCAAACAUAGUUAUUACAAUCAAAAUUUGUUUCUUGAAAAUCGACUAUCCAAAUUUCUAAAACUUUUCAUGUGUUCUUCUUAAAAAAACUGCCAAGAUGUCUAUCAUACCGCCAAAUAGUAAACAAUUAUCGAAUAAUAUUCAUCGUCAUCCUGAACCAUGGGAUCAAAUAUUAGGGACUGUCAAUGAAGAACAGCAUCAAACGUUAUUACCUUUGGAGAAUCAUCAAAAAAUUAUAAUUGCACCAGCUAGUGUACCAUCUGAUGUCAGUGUACCAAGUAUUGUUGAUAAACAACCAGAAUCCAAACCCACAUCCGUUACAAGUAAAAAUAGUCACAAAAGUAUAUUAAAACAUUUUCAACGACAAUUAAGUUUUCGAUUGUCCGUUGGUGGGAAAGGGUCUGACAAUGAAAUGAUAUCAACUCAUCCACAUUUAUCUAGAUAUAGGCAGUCUCGAUUUUCCUCAAGGCGUGUUCGAAAACGGGUAGUGUUUAAGCAUGGUGAUUGUAAUAUAGUACAAGGAAAUGUAGCAAAAAGACGAAGAAAAUAUUUACAAGAUAUUUUCACAACCCUGGUGGAUGCACAAUGGCGAUGGACGUUAUUAGUAUUUGCAUGUAGCUUUCUUCUAUCGUGGUUAGGAUUUUCACUUGUUUGGUGGAUUAUAGCAUAUACUCAUGAUGAUCUUAUACCAGAUCAUUUACCUGGUGGAAAUCAUUCAGCGGAAUGGACUCCAUGUGUCACAAACAUACAAUCAUUUACCUCAUGUUUCUUAUUUAGUGUGGAAACGCAGCAUACUAUAGGGUAUGGUGGACGUACAACGACCGAAGAAUGCCCUGAAGCCAUAUUUGUAAUGUGCUUACAAUCAAUUACGGGUGUUUUUAUACAAGCAUUUAUGGUGGGAAUUGUAUUUGCAAAAUUAGCACGACCUAAAAAACGAACAGAAACCUUACUAUUUUCACGCAAUGCAGUAAUAUGCCAUCGUGAUGGGCAACCAUGUUUAAUGUUCCGAGUAGGUGAUAUGCGUAAAUCUCAUAUAAUUGAAGCUCAUGUUCGGGCACAAUUGAUACGUCAUAAAGUGACACGUGAAGGUGAACAACUGCCAUUCUACCAGCAAGAGUUAAAGGUGAGAACUAAGGUUGGCGGUGAUGGUGAAGAAGAUAAAAUAUUUUUUAUUUGGCCAACUACAAUCGUUCAUAAAAUUAAUAAGACUUCACCAUUGUAUAAAUUGUCUGCAACGGAUUUAUUGACAGAGCGAUUUGAAAUUAUUGUUAUGCUAGAGGGUGUAAUCGAAUCAACUGGUAUGACAACACAAGCCCGUUCAAGUUAUUUACCAUCAGAGAUCCUUUGGGGUCAUCGAUUUGAUCCCAUCGUUACAUUCAAACGUGAUUUAGGACAAUAUGAAGUAGAUUAUACAUUAUUUAAUAAUACAAAAGAAGUUGAUACACCGUUAUGUAGUGCCAAACAAUUAGAUGAUCAUCGUGCCAUGUACAAUAAUAAUAAAGAAUCACAUUUAUUACGUGAGCAUAGUGUUGAUCAUCUCACACCUGGAUUAUAUCAUACAAGAUCUCCGUCAAGUGAUACAUUAGAUAUAAGUAGCGUUGAAUCAUUAUCAUUAGAUGAACAUAUAAUAAUGAUUGCACCACCGUCUGGUGAAGGACAUCACCCCCCACCACCGAAUCAUCAUCCUCAUCCACCAACACCAAAAACAUUACAAGUACCAGCUUGUACAAUAACUGGUCCAGAACAAUAACCAGAAAUGAGGUUAAGACACAGCAAUGUAAAUGAACUACCUAAUUUAACACAAAAACAAAAAAUACCUACUUAGAAGUAUUAUAAAUCGUUU